UCUAACCAUAAAAUUUCGAAGCAACGCAAAUCUUGUUUCCAUCUGUUUCCACAUUGAAAUUUGUUGGAUCGCUUCACGAUUAAUGAAUAUUAUCAGGGUUUUUUGUGCACUCCUGACUCCGAAUUAUCUCACUUCUUAGCUUAAAUAACAACGUGAUUAGAGCUGACAAUCGGCAUCUGACGUGACGAGAUCUGAUCCAUAUCGGAUCUAUCGUACGACAAUCAGGCUGAGAGAAUCGCAAUCAAAUUAUGACAGAACACGAAAACGAGGAAUUGGCACCAUCGAAUCUAGGCACUCUCGAAUUCUGGGAGAACGCGUACGCCCAGGAGCUCGACAACUUCCGCGAUCACGGCGACGUGGGCGAGAUAUGGUUCGGCACCGCCAAUUCGCGCAAGAUCGUACGGUGGAUUACCACAAAAUUAAAUUUAAACAGAGAAAGCGAUAAGAUAAUUGACGUAGGAUGCGGUAACGCAAUGACCUUGGUGGAACUCGCGAAGCAAGGAUUCGCAAACUUGACGGGAGUGGAUUACUCGCAGAAAGCGGUAGAUCUCGCUCGUAUGGUGUUGAACGAUAACAAUUUACCAAAUGUGAAAUUAGAAAUCUGCGAUAUUCUCAAUAAUACGUUGCCUAAUGAUUUUAAAAUCGUUCACGAUAAAGGCACUUAUGAUGCUAUUAGUUUAAAUCCGGAAGAUCCAACAGCGAAGCGACAGAAAUAUAUAGAAAAUAUAUAUCGCAUUCUUCUGCCGGAAGGAUAUUUAGUAUUGACUUCCUGUAAUUGGACCAAGGAAGAAUUAUUAAAACACUUUUCGAAUCAUUUCGAACUCGAAAGUCAACUUCCUACGGAUACAUUUCAAUUUGGUGGACAGACAGGAAACACUGUAACACAAUUGGUAUUUAGGAAAAAGAGACAAUGAGAAAAUAUUUUGUAUAUGUACUACAUCGCAGUGUAUUACAUCGAAAUAAAUGAGAUACUUAUAAUCUAUAAAGAGAUUUUGAUCAUCACUUGUCAUACAUAAGAAUAAAUGUUUCGAAAAAAUUCAGAUUUUAUUUGUGCACAAAAUGUUUCAAAUACAUAACACGAUAUUAUAGUGAGGUUAAUUAUUAAUUCUACAUAUUC
Messenger RNA from Camponotus floridanus (Florida carpenter ant), 1117 nucleotides. RefSeq names its product EEF1A lysine methyltransferase 2. The record is from RefSeq and is a predicted model, not a curated record. NCBI's taxonomy places the organism in Eukaryota, Metazoa, Arthropoda, Insecta, Hymenoptera, Formicidae. Gene Ontology annotation, biological process: peptidyl-lysine dimethylation; peptidyl-lysine monomethylation. Gene Ontology annotation, molecular function: protein-lysine N-methyltransferase activity. Bases 249 to 914 code for a protein of 221 amino acids. The transcript is spliced from 4 exons. Gene Ontology annotation, cellular component: cytoplasm.